This is a messenger RNA of Amoebophrya sp. A25, 2913 nucleotides long. The record is from the annotation of a GenBank genome assembly. Lineage: Eukaryota; Dinophyceae; Syndiniales; Amoebophryaceae.
GCGUGGCGGACGACGAAGACAGGAAGCAAAUCUGAAGCACUGUAGUGAGAGUCUUUUUACUACCUCUCCCGUGUAAGCUCGUUUCUAGAUCAACAAGAAUCGCGCAUAACUUUUUUCCUUGCUGGUACGUUCAGGAGGCUCACCUCCACCCAGCACGACGUACUACAUCAAUUCCAUUCCAUGAAGUCUACCACUGGCUAGCGUGCCAGCCUCUAGACUAUGCAACGCGCUGUGCCCUCGGACAAGAAGACAGCAGCCGCAACGUGAAAAAAUCUACGCAAGAAUAUAACUGAACCAAAGGUCGAUGGGCUUAUAAUCGGGGGUCCAGCCUGAGGCGAAACACUACAAACAAAUGUCCUCGUCUGUGUCAUCCUUUGCCACCCGUAUCGCCUUGCGGCUGUACGUUUAAGGCUAUACUUACCACCAUCACUGCUUCUAUGCGUUAUGUAUGUACUUGUUGUGGGACGACCAGGACCAUCGAUAUCGAGCUCCACUAUUAUAAUUUAUAGUGUAGUACUACUUUACGCAGGUCACCCAUCAUCCUCAGAGACGAGCAGGUGCCGGCGGGGCUCGUUGUGCAGGAUCCAUAACCUAACCUAACCACCAUCCAGCAUGAUGGUUCAGCACUUGCUCUAAUCUCAGAAAGUCGUCGGCUUGAUCCUGGGCGCUGUUGGUCUCUCCCUCGUCCUGCAAGCCACAGGGGUCCUGUUUUCUUCUCACAGCAAGGUAUGCAAAACUGGUAACUGCAAGAUUGAAGUACUUACGUAAUUGCGAAGUACCUACACGACUACUGUAGAGGACAGCGAUACUCCCCUUGACUGAGGGGGCCUGCAGCGAAAAACAUAAAAAUAUUGCCGACAGCUGCAUUGGUGUCGCUAUUUCGUAUUAUUCAAUCUCCAUGUCACGGAAAUCUAACAGUUGUUGUAGGGGGCGCAGCAUCCAUAUAUCAGAUAUUAGUUUUCAACGCAUGAUCAAUAUCCUGUUCUAAUCAGGAUUUCCGUCCUGCUGAUGUUAUUUUCGAGCUUGGUCUUGCUCGCAGGAGAGUGCGCAGUGGUAUUUCACCUACCGCCGCUUGCGUUUUUGGCGCCUAAAAGUUUAGUGUGGCUGGAGCAAAAUAUCACCACGAAACUCGGCCGAACACUUGUUAUGGCUCCUUGAUUCAUCUCCUUCUGCAUCUUUUUUAAAAGAGGCAACACUAACAAUGAAUGGCUCCGGUAUUCGGUAGCCUAUUUCUUGGACUCAAACGAGGACACACUUUUGAUGUAAAGUUAAAGCUUCCUGGACUCAAACGAGGAGAUGGCUCCUUAAGCUUAAUUCAUCUCCGUCUUUAUUAAAUGGCUCACCAAUUAAAUUAUUGACUAGUAUAGUCCAAGUUAUGGCUCCUUAAUUCAUCUCCGUCUGUGAGGUUCCUGGACUCAGCGAAAAUUCAAAUUUCGGGGAUCCUCGUAUGUACUACAUCCUAAAAGGAAAUGAGUUUUUGAUCUCUUGAUCCUCGUGAGCUCUAAGGCAAUGUACGGAGUCCUCGGCUUUGCUGGUGUGUUUUGCAACGUCUUCCAUUUAUGGGCAUUCUUUGGAUGUUGAAUAAAUUGGCCUCGUCUUAUAGGCGACGAAAGAGGUGGGAGCGCAGCUCGUCAGGAGCAAUACUAGACAGAAGCCAUUUUUUUGGAAUUUUGCUCUUCCCAAGACCAGUCAAAGGGCCGGGCCUGAAACUGAAACUGAAACUGAAUAGCGCACAUCACAUGCAUGAAUGGGGAUUUCUAACCUGACACUUUCACGCAUUCUAUGUUGGCUGGAGCUGCGCGCUGACCACGUUGGCCGGCGCCAUCUACGUUCUCGAGCAUGAGGAAGUAGCACCCUCCGAGGAGGAGAAAAGUGCUAUUCUAUUAAGGCCUCACAUCAUGAGGAUUGAGUAAUUCGAAGGUGUCCUCUGCUAGAAGCCUGAACGAGAUCCGCUGUAAAAAAUAGCACGAGUCUUUACAAGAGGAACUGGAUGACGUCUCGGUCCCCCAUCAUAGUGAUGUCGUCCAGUAGAGGGGUGAUGAUUAUGUUCUUCAGGAAAUGCAGCGGGGUCAUGUCUUAUCGGAGGGGCUCUAGUAUCACGCUAGUUCUAAGCUUGCCCUCAGCACAGGAGAAAGGAAACGAUGGAAACUACGAUGGACCCAUUGAAGAAGCUCACAGCAGACAAGAAGCAGUGUAGCAAAGUGCAGAUGUUGAAUACGAGAACUGGUAGUCAGUGCUGGCGCCGCAGUUUAAGUAUUUACAUCGGUGCUACAACUCGAGGUCGAUUAACUGUCACUCGGUGGAAAAGUGCCGACAAGUAGUUACAUCGUUGAAGUUGUAGGAGUCGGAGGUCGUUGCGUGCGUGUGUGCCGAGCAGCGACGCACAAGCAGAGGCAAGUUGGGGAAGAUCUCAAUGCAUGUGAUGGCUAGCACACAUUAGCAUCACAGAGCACCAGAGGAAAGCGGGCACAAGGAUAUGACGCUCGACUUCUUGUGAUAAUUCGUGUACAGUUUGCAUUCAGACCGUAACCAGGGAGUUAGAUAUGGUUAUGAUCAGCAUGAGAAUCUUUAUUUUUUCCAGAAAGUCCGCAGCAGUAGCCCGCUCUUCUAGUGUUGUUGUACUGUUAUUUGCAUCAUCAUUUUUUCAGUCGCGUCAUUACAACUCGUCAGUAUUUCUUUGUUUGUUCUCAUAUUUUUCAUACACAGUGUCAGAAACAGGAUGCCAAUAUGAUGCCUGAAGGCAAGGCAAGUGUCAGAAUCAGCAAGGCAAGGCAACAUCCGCGUGUGAUGAGAAUGACAUCCGCUCUGGUUUCAAAUUAUCCUCCUUUUUUCGAUCAAUCUCGAAGAACCAAACAAUUACUCAAUUGCGAUCUUCAAGCUCAGUGCUCACAAUAGUCCGCCAUCUACCUGUCA